UUGGCGCUUCGGAGGAGCUUCGGAAUCUCAGGAGCUAUGUUGCCAGAAGUCCUGGUGGUGUCCGCUCCCGGGAAAGUCAUCCUUCAUGGAGAGCACGCCGUGGUCCACGGCAAGGUCGCACUGGCUAUGGCAUUGAACUUGAGAACGUUCCUCAGACUUCAACCCCAGAGCAACGGGACAGUGAGCCUCAACUUACCAAACAUUGGCAUCAACCUGGCCUGGGACAUAGCCAAACUUCAGCAGCUGGACAUGUGCUUCCAGGAAACCGGGGACAGCUGGCCUGCGCCCAGCCCCGCGCAGGUGGAGAAGCUGAAGGAGGUGGCGGGCUUCGCCAAGACCAGUGCCGACUCCGGCCCCGACUCCGAGGCCCUGGGCGUGCUGACCUUCCUCUACCUGUACCUGUCCAUCAGCCAGAAGCAGAGGGUCCCGCCCAGCCUGGACAUCACCGUGUGGUCAGAGCUGCCCCCUGGGGCUGGCCUGGGCUCCAGCGCCGCCUACUCCGUGUGCCUGGCCGCCGGGCUCCUGACCGCCUGCGGGGACAUCUCCAACCCACUGAAGGCCGGGGAGACUGCCAGCAGCAGGUGGACCCCGGAGGAGCUGGAGCUGGUCAACAAGUGGGCCUUCCAGGGCGAGCGGGUGAUCCACGGGAACCCCUCCGGCGUGGACAACGCUGUCAGCACAUGGGGCGGUGCUCUCCAGUACCAGCAAGGGAAGGUGGCUUCCAUAAAGAGGCUGCCGGCGCUGAAUGUCCUGCUGACUUACACGCGCGUGCCACGCAGCACCAAGGCCCUGGUGGCCAACGUGAGGAGCCGGCUGCUGAAGUUCCCGGACAUCGUCACCCCCAUCCUGAGCUCCAUCGAUGCCAUUUCCCUGGAGUGCCAGCGAGUGCUGGAGGAGAUGGUGGCGGACCCCACCCCUGAGCACUACGUCAGGCUGGAGGAGCUCAUCGACAUGAACCAGCACCACCUGAACGCCCUCGGGGUGGGCCAUGCCUCCCUGGACCAGCUGUGCCAGGUGACCAGCGCCCACGGGCUGCACAGCAAGCUGACCGGCGCGGGAGGCGGCGGCUGUGGCAUCACACUGCUCCGGCCAGACCUGGAGCAGCCCGAGGUGGAGGCCGUCAAGCGGGCGCUGAGCAGCCACGGCUUCGACUGCUGGGAGACGAUUAUCGGGGGCCCCGGCGUGACCGUGCACGUGGCCGCCUCCCUGGACGCCCCGGUGCGGCAGGCUCUGGCCGGCCUGUGAGGGCCCCGCUGCCCAGGUGGCCGCGGUUGGAUGAGCCGUCGUCAGGAGCGGGUGGCGUGGAUGGAGCCCCCGUCCCCCUGUGACCUCAGACAGGGGCCUGCGUCCCGGGCCCCGAAAGACGCGGUCUGGAUUCUUGAGCCAGCAGGCGGUGGGGCCUUUCGGGUCCCCCGAGGGGAUUUUCUGGGCCUCCCCUAGGCCCGGACCCCACCCCAGCCUGCCCCCUCCUCCCCCCGGUUAGAUACUCUUUUACCUCUGCGUGCCCUCUGCUUCCUCCUCCAGGAAGCCUUCCAGCCCCUUGGCGUGUGCACGCACACACCCGCAUCACACUGGGAUCGGCUUGAACCAUCCUGCCCUUGCCUCUAGCUGAAACUGUGACCCCCAGCCAGGGACUCCACCUGGUGCUCUGCCUUCCUCCCCGCUGCAACCCAGGCCUGGCUGGUCCGGUCCCCACUCACG
Messenger RNA from Sorex fumeus (smoky shrew), 1701 nucleotides. RefSeq names its product mevalonate kinase (gene MVK). The transcript is spliced from 11 exons. Lineage: Eukaryota; Metazoa; Chordata; Mammalia; Eulipotyphla; Soricidae. Gene Ontology annotation, cellular component: cytoplasm. The record is from RefSeq and is a predicted model, not a curated record. Gene Ontology annotation, molecular function: ATP binding; mevalonate kinase activity. Gene Ontology annotation, biological process: isoprenoid biosynthetic process; cholesterol biosynthetic process. The coding region runs from base 37 to 1245 and encodes 402 amino acids.